Molecule: messenger RNA, 3543 nt
Organism: Hansenula ciferrii
Lineage: Eukaryota; Fungi; Ascomycota; Saccharomycetes; Phaffomycetales; Wickerhamomycetaceae
Exons: 1
Coding region: 1-3543 (1180 amino acids)
Molecular function (GO): DNA binding
Source: RefSeq, a predicted model, not a curated record
AUGAGUCAAUUACUAACAUACUAUAUUAAGGACGAAUUUUAUGUAUACCCUAUUGGUGGUACUGAUGUUAUUAGAAAAAAAAUUAAUAGUUGGGUCAAUCUUUAUAGUUUAUUCCCUUUGAUUGAUGUAAAAGAUGAAUAUUUAGUUGAAAAAGUUGAAGAUUAUCCAACUACACAUGCUAAGACACAGAAAACUACACCACCUAGAUUUUAUGGGGUUUAUGCUCCAUUAGAAACAGCUAGAGCUUUUGCUGAAUUCUAUGGGAUUUCUGAUAUGGUUGCGCCAAUUUUAUCAUUCAAUAGAGUCGCGCUUGUUACUUAUAUGGGAUCAUUAUUUUAUGAGUAUUUUGCAGCUUCUCAUUAUGAUUCACAUAUCAGGAUAUUAAGAGAAUGUAAUGAAAAUGAAAGUGAAAGAAUAAAUAUGGAUCAAGUGUUUGUUGCUUAUAGAAAACAUAAGGAAAAAGAUGCAAUUCCUGAAUUAGAAAGAUCAUUCCAUACUUAUUUUGACGAUAUUUUGAAAAAAGGUGAUGCUACACUAUGUGGUGGUUCUUGGGUUAAAAAGGAUGUUGUAAAGAAAUUCACAAAGAAACAUGGGUUCUUUAAUCUUUUAUCGCCAAUUAUUGAUUUUGAAGGUAAUGAUCCAAGUACUGGUAGUGAAUAUGCUGUUGAUAUAAUACAAAGAGAAUUAAGUUCAUAUUGGAAAGUUACAAGUUCAGAUGAUUCAUUUUAUGGAUUCCCAUUGUCUUUUAAAGGUGGUAAUGCACCUAAUAGACCAAAGAAUAAUUCUAGAAAUUUCCCAUUUUCUCAAUUAUGUGCUGAAAAGAGAUUAAAUGUUGAAACAACAAAAGAAAACCAAUCACAUAAAAGAGCAUUGACUCUUUUAAGAAGAUUAUCUGAUGGGUUUGUUAAUGUUAGCUACUUAGUUUCGAUUUGUGUUUUGUUGAAAUUGAAUGAUUUGAAUCUUGGUAAAGAAGAUCCAGAUUUAUUAAUUGCAAAUGAACUUUAUCAAAGAGAUCAAUUAGAAAAAUUACCUUGCGAAAAAGUUGUAACUUCAGCUUCUAAAUAUGCAAAUGGAUAUUGGUGUUCUAUAACAGUUGCAAGAAAUUUAUUUGGAACUUUCCAUAUUAAGAAGGAAAAUAAUGAACGUCGUAAAGUUUAUGAAUUUUUAUAUUCACCAGAUUUUCAAAGAAUUGAAAAAGAUACAGAUGGAACUUUACUUUCAGCUAAAUCAAAAGUUGAAGAAGAUUCUGAUGAUGAUAUGGCACCAAUAAAUGAAAAUGAUUUCCGUGAAAUGCAAAAUAAUGAAAAAGAACCAAUUUAUUACGAUCAAACAUUUUUUGAAGAUAAUGCACCAGAAACACCAGAAGAUAUUAUUGCACCAGCUAAUUUUAAUGACUAUAUUGAUGGUCAAAAGGAUGAAUCACAAGGGGAAGAAGAUGAUGUUAUAUUCCAAGGUGAUCAUACAAUACAACAAGAUGGUGAUGAAGAAGAUGAUGAUGCUGAUUUACCAACCUCUAGGAAAAGAAGAAGACAUCAUCCGAAUAAUACAGCUUUUGAUUCAAGUGAUGAUGAAAAUUCAAGUUCAAGUGGUAAAAGACAAAAAUCAUCAGGUAUGUUUGUCGAUGAAGAAGAAGAAGAACUUGAACAACUUCAUAAUCCAACAAAUGAGGAAGAACAAGGUGACGAUGAUAGUUUAUUUGGGAAUUCACAACCAAGUACUGGUCAGCCUGAAGAGACUUCAAAUGAAAAAGAACAAGUUCCACCAAUUGACCAAAGAUUAAGUAAUUUAGAAAGAGAAGAACGUAUUGAAGAAACUUCAAAAGAAUUGAAAGAUCUUGCUUUCAAAAUAAAUCAAGUUUUAGGUAGGAAAGAUUUGAAUUCAAAAAGAUCAGGAUUAGAAUUGAAAGGCCAUCUUGAAUUGUUGAAUAAAUUUAGAGCUAUUGAUGAUAGAAUGUUGACCACCACAAACAUUAAACAAGCUUUAAACAGAGCUAAAGCUAUUGCUAAUGCUUUUGCCAGACAGGUUGACUCUGCUUUAAAAAGAUGGAAUCAAGAAGUUGCUGAUGGUCAAUUACCUGGUAAACCUGGUGAUCCUCCUAAAAGAGAAAAUGUCAAUAAUUAUGAUAGAAUACGUCCAAGUAAAGUUCCACCACCACCACCAACUCAACCAUAUGGAAGAAGACCAUUUGCAAAUGAAGCACCACCAAUCCCACAACCUACACGUCAAGGACCACCACCACAAGCUUAUCCAUAUGGGAACCCACCACAACCACGUCAACCUCAACCCAAUGGUCCACCUCAAAGAUUUGGUAAUAGACCACCAGUUCCACGUCCAGGUGGUUAUAACUAUGGUACAACAGCACCACCACCUCCAAAUUCAUAUCCAAGAGGUGGUCCAAUUCCACCAAAUCCAAAUACUAGAGCUUAUCCAAAUCAAUAUAAUGCACAACAGGGUGCCCCUCCACCACCUCAACCUCAACCUCAACCAAGAUUUGCAAAUCAACCACAACCACCUCCAGGUUCAGUUCCAGGUCAACCAAUACAUCCAGGUCAUUCAAGACCAAUACCACCUCCAAACUAUGGUGGAGCAAAUAUACCACCACCUCAACCAAAUCAACCAAAUUUCCGUGGUUCACCACCAAUGAGAAAUCCAAUACCUCAACGUCAUCAACCAGCACCUCGUGUAUCACCAAACUUGUUAAGACCUCAACCAAGUCAACCAAUUUUCAUUCCACCUGCAUCAGUUAGCUCUGGAACACCACCAAUUCCACCUCCACAACCAAUUCCAAUGGGUUCACCACAUCAUCAACAAACUUCUGGAAUUCCACCUCCAAAUCCUGGAGUACCACCACCAGCAGCAUCACAACAACAACAAUCAAAUAGACAAAAUACAAGUGGUGGAGCAUCACCAAAUUUAUCAUUUUUACCACAAGUUAAACAUAAUACACCAACAGGACCACCACCAGUUGGACCAAGCUCAUCAACACCAACUUCAGAUCAUUAUCAACCAGGACCAGGACCAAAUUCUACAAUUCCAAAUCCACAAAGUAGAUAUAGAGAAAGACCACCAGUUCAUGGACAAACUUAUAUUGCACCACCUGGACAACGUCCAGUACCUUCAAGUUUUAGUAAUGGUUAUAAACGUACGGGGCCUUCAACUUCAGCAUCACCAAAAAAUAAACAAAAAGAUGCAUCUAAUACCAUACUGAAAGAUAUUCAACGUCCAUUAUCACCACCAAGUAAUUAUUUGAAUUUACCAAAUGAACCACUGGAUAUAAUUGAUAUUGCAUUACAAGAUUAUAAAGAUAUGGUUAAUGAAGCUAAAUCUAAGACUGAAGAAGAAGAAUUAUCAAGAUUAGAUGAAUUUAAUGAAUUGAAGAAAUUAACACAUUUUGAAACAAGAACAAAACAAGAUUUGUUUAAACGUGCUAAAGCAUUUUAUGAAAAUGAAAAAAGAAGAGUUGGUUUUACCAAAAGAUUACAUGCAAUGAUGAGUGAAGCUUAUACAAGAAGACAAAAACUUAAAUCUAAAUCAAAAGCAUGA